GACACCGGGUAUGAGACCAUAUCUCUGUAUCUGACUGGGGUUCGAGAUGAUGCGACACCUCAAGUAGGACCACAAAGGGAGUGGUGUCUCCGGAACUGUGUCAUCAUCCGCAACAUCAACGGACAACAUGGCAGUUACCUCCCACUUAGGACUGCUGGCGUCUUCUGUUGCCCAUACAUCGUCAUCCAUUGUGGAUGCCUGGGAUCACAGAGCCAACACGACACUGUGCGACAGCCAGUCUUUCAAUGAUUAUGUGCACAAGUUCAAACGACAGAGUGGAUUUUACAAACAGUUCAAAGGCUUGCCGGGUGGAGAGCUCGCCGCAUGUUUGGUGGGCAAGACAACAACGAACCGCCGAAAGAAUCGAUAUAUGAACAUACUUCCCUAUGAUCAUUCACGCCUAAAGCUACAAAGUGGAGACUGCCAGAGAGGGAACGACUACAUCAACGCCAGUUACAUAAAUGGUUAUGGAAAGCCGUGUUUCUUCAUCGCUUCUCAAGGACCAUUACAAGACACAAUACCCGAUUUUUGGAACAUGGUACUCCAAACUGGUGCUCCCACAAUCGUCAUGCUGACAAACCUUCAUGAAAACGGCAAAGUAAUGUGUCGCCAGUACUGGCCAGAUCUUGAGUGUGUUGACCAAUAUGGGGACUUCCGGGUCCAGACUGUCAGGGAAAUGGCCAUGGCGGACUACACAAUCAGGGCAUUCUCCAUAUCACAGAAAGGUCAGAAAGAUGUCCACAGUUUGGUCCACUACCACUAUACAGCAUGGCCUGACUACGGCCAACCAGUGGACACACAGUCUCUUCUCAACUUCCACACAGAGGUGAAGGGGGCGUGUGCUGCUGGACCCCUCGUGGUGCAUUGCAGUUCUGGAGUGGGGAGAACGGGGACAUUCAUUGCUCUUGACUAUUUGCUGGACCAGGCUACAGCGGAAGGUGGUGUUGAUGUUUUCGAGUGUGUAAAGAGGCUUAGAUGCCAGCGUAUGAAUAUGGUUCACCACCAGCGUGACUAUGAACUACUGCACGAUGUGUUGGCACUGGCUCUCGGUCAAAGGAUCCUCCAACUGAAGAUAACCCAAGGUGCCAAGAUGGCAAGUGAGGAGUCGUCCUGUGGCGUUCUGCCCAGUGUCGAGUUGUGUCCACCCUUAGAAAUAGUGUAUCCACCAUGUGAAGUGGUGUUUCCAUCCCGUGAGUGCCACACUCCAGUCAGUGCCACACGCUCCAGCCUUGUGUCAGUGCCACACGCUCCAGCCUUGUGUCAGUGCCACACACUCCAGCCUUGUGUCAGUGCCACACACUCCAGCCUUGUGUCAGUGCCACACGCUCCAGCCUUGUGUCAGUGCCACACGCUCCAGCCUUGUGUCAGUGCCACACGCUCCAGCCUUGUGUCAGUGCCACACGCUCCAGCCUUGUGUCAGUGCCACACGCUCCAGCCUUGUGUCAGUGCCACACGCUCCAGCCUUGUGUCAGUGUCACACGCAGCAGCCUUGUGUUUAGGCAACACAGUAUUGAACGUGUUCCACAGAAUGUUCACCAGGCAGCAGUUCAGGCUGAUGCUGGUUCUUCUCCUGUCCUUCAAGGAAGAGAUCAUACUAGGAUUCAUAUAUGCGACCAGGAAAGUGGCGCGUGUUCCAAGUGCUUUGCAGGUUGGACCGGGGAAAAUUGUGAAGGUUACCUUGCAUGACACAGAAGAAUUCCUCGCUUUACAUAAAUACAGUAACCAGAGAAAUGAUAUGAAGCCUUACAGACUAAAUAAUGAUAUCAACACUAGUGGCCAUCAGCGCUGUUUUACUAAAGGCAGAACAGUGUCACAAUGUCGUCUCGACCGUCAACAACGGAGCGAGGUUCAGCACAACCACGAGAUCAGUGACUGUAUGGAGACUAAAGGAGCGCGUUUGAAGCACAUGGCCAAGACCAAAGAACAACGCUACAGAAGAAGCUUAAGCGACGGCCAUGAAGUAACACACCAGUCAAGAACCCCAAUCGGAUAUUCCAGAACAGGACAGACCAAAAAUGGAAUCGUCACCUUCAAUCAUACAGGCGCUGACAGGAUCAUGUCUGUACCCAGGUUCAGCGUAUAUUAUGACCACCAGUUGGAUGCAUCAGAGACAUUCCGACCUACAGAAGGACUUCAGCAGGUUGGUGACCGUGAGUCCGCGACGUUUGAGGUUGAAGCAAUGACUCCAGCAUGUGGCGGACAGGUUGGGUUGAGUCCCCCCAGACUCAAGACAACAGCAGUGGCGUGCCGGCAUUUCACGGACUACAUACACAGAAUGAGGCUUUAUGGCGGGUUCAUACAACAGUUUGAAGAACUACCAAAAGGCGAGCUUGCAAUGUGUGCUGACGCUAAGAGGCCUGCCAACCUCGGACAAAACAGAUUCAAGAACAUGCAUCCAUACGACCACUGUCGAGUAAUUCUCCCUGGCAGCGAGAGGGCGAGUGAUUACAUCAACGCAAGCCACAUUAAUGGAUACGGAAAACCUCGAUUCUACAUAGCUACACAAGGACCUCUGCCAGAGACAACAGCCGACUUCUGGGACAUGGUUCGUCACUAUGAGGCCACGACAAUAAUAAUGCUGACAAACAUUUUAGAAAAUGACAGGAUGAAGUGUGUUAAGUACUGGCCUGACGUGGGAACGGCUCAGCAAUAUGGCGGGUCUUGUGUACAGACGGUUCGGGAGGAGAUCGGGAUGGACUACAGCGUCAGGACAAUGUUCAUAUCGGAGGAAGGUGGGCGUGGCCACCAGAUUUGCCAGUACCACUACACAGCAUGGCCUGACCAUGGGCAGCCGUCAAGUGACCAGUCUCUUCUGGACUUCCACUACCAUGCCAGGGCAACGUUUGGUGCUGGCCCUGUCAUUGUACACUGCAGUGCCGGCAUUGGUAGAACUGGAACAUUCAUUGCUUUGGACUAUCUGCUGGACCAGGCAACAGCCGAGAGUGUCGUGGAUGUGUUCCAGUGUGUGAAGAGACUCAGAUACCAGCGUAUGAAUAUGGUUCAAACUGCGGGGCAGUAUGAGUUUCUACACGAUGUGUUAGAGCUAGCCUUCCUUAAGCUGCCAAUGGACCACAACUGUUGAGUACAUCACAAACCAUGAAGGGAAUGAUAUGCGGUGCAGUACGCGUGGAAGAAACAAUGCUGGAGACUGAGGAGAAGCAGAACAACAAGUAUGACAGAAGGAGCACCCCUAGCUUAAAUUAUUACCAGAAGCAUCCAGCAUGAAAGGAGAAGUGUCCCAAG
Molecule: messenger RNA, 3243 nt
Organism: Haliotis rubra (blacklip abalone)
Lineage: Eukaryota; Metazoa; Mollusca; Gastropoda; Lepetellida; Haliotidae
Exons: 21
Coding region: 128-3082 (984 amino acids)
Biological process (GO): protein dephosphorylation
Molecular function (GO): protein tyrosine phosphatase activity
Source: RefSeq, a predicted model, not a curated record